UCUCAAUUCAUCAGGCCUCCCAAUUCAAACAAUUGAAAUCAUAAUAUGCAUCUUUAAAACAGAUCUGUUUUUGAACAGAUGAUAACAAGUAUACCUUUAUUGUGAAGUCAGCGUGUUUCACUUCCGUAAGGAGAGAAUUUCUGCGGCUAACUUGCUUAUCGGAUCUAACCUGCCCUGAAGAGGAGCAACACUAUCAUCCGAGGACGAACAUGGAAUAAACAUGGCCCAAAAUAGAGGCCAUUUCUUGCACGCUCUGGAAAGAUCAGAGGCUCGUCCAGACGGCGGCUACAAGCGCAACUGGAGCUUCUCUCAUGCUGGAGGCGGCGAGGAAGAGGAGAAACUCAAGUCCGGUGUGGUGAGCACGCCGGAGACGGUCAAGCAGGCAUCUGCAUCCUUAGAUGGAAAAAAGAGUCCCUCUCUGAAGCACUUCACGUCGGCGGAGCCCCUGCGGACGUAUGAAAACCGCUCCAGCAGUCACCUGAGGCCUCUGCAAAAGCUUCCCCCCAAACGGCUCAGCAUAGCAGCACCCUCGCUCGUGCCCAACAGAAGCAACUGCAUCACCAACGGGGUGGUCCUGCAGGGGCGCCACUUUCAGCACGCUCAGAUGACCUUAAAGAAACCAGUCCAAAGUGUGGAUGUUAAGCAAAGGAACGACUUGACCAUCACGCAGCCGGCGCUGGAAGUGGACAGCAUUGUUCUCACGUGUCCUGACACAGCAGAAGGCGAGAGCUUGAACAUAAAACGUCGUGUCCCGCAAAAGAGGAAACCGUUGGAAGCCAACCAGGCGGUGCAUGCCUACCAGACCGUGUGCGGAAAGUGCAGCAUGCCGUGCGAGGACAGCACCAAGUGUCACGCCUGCGGCAACAGUCCGGCGUGUCUGUCCUUUCAGCAGGGCACGCUGUCCUCGCUGUCCCCCCGCUCGUCCAUCCGAUCCCAGCCCUCCCCGGGACCAAACAGCGGCCUCCUGCAGAACUUUUACAAACCCUCUGCCGGCAGCAGCCGGACCAUUCGGGCUGUGAAUGUCAACGGCCCCUGUCCUCUGAUGGCCGCCACGUCCAGCUGCUACAACGUCCGGAAUCCACCCAGAGGGAGGCGGAAGACCCAGCAGCAUGACAUCGAAGGCCCCAUCGUCUUAUCCAGCGAUGAUGAGGCGGACAACGCCAGCACAGGAAGUGUCAACAGACUGGACAGCAUCUCACCGCAGCCUGCUGAUUCGGCGCACUCCUCUCCAGCACCCUCUUGUGGCAGAGUGGAGGCGGCGGUGAAAAGUGGCGGCGAAGAGGAGGAGCUGAGCACCGAGUUCUUUGAAGAUGUCAACGUAAAUAUCAUGAUACCACGGCCGACCAGGAUGAAAGACCAGUUUGGAAAGCAGCCAUGUUCCCCCAGAAGCAAGCGCUCCAAAGUGGAGUCGAGCAAGUGCGACAGCAUCAUCCUGCAGUGUCGCAGCGUCCGAGUGGGAACUCUGCGCAGAACGGUGAAGAAGCCUGUCGUGUUUUCUGUGGAGAACAUUCAGCUCGAAACUGAAGGUGCCGAGUACAACACCACCGAGAAGGUCUGCCUUCAGGCCUCCGAGCUGAUCAGCUGUGAGUGGUGCAGCGUUCGCAAGUUACCCGUCCUGUUCUUCCAGACCACUUCUCAGGAGUGUGUCCGCCUUCGCACGCAGCUCAACAUGUCGCAGGAGAGCGGCGGCCAGUGGUACGACUGCGCGGGAGAACAUUGUGACGAGAAGUACAUAGUCCUCAUCUUCGUGGAAGGCCUGGAAUUGAAGGAGCAGAUGAUCCUGGAGGACAUCUUGGGGGAGAUCGGCAGGACCAACAACAUCAGCAACUUCCCCGCCAAGUUGCACUUUGACGAAGCCAACGCCCGACUGGUCAACUUCAACAAGGCCGCCAAGCAGAAGGACGACAAGUUGAAGACCGCCCAAGGUGCCCGUCCGUCAUCGCCAGUCAGCGGGACGUGCCCGCUGGCACCCACCAACGUGGCCUUCCGUACGCGUACAUCCACCCGCCAAUACAGCAGCGCCUUCUUUGAUGACGACGACGACGAUAUGGCUGACCUUCAGCCCACCUUCUCGGGACCGGUGGUCAAACUGAUCGUGUAUCCCCCACCUCCUGCCAAAGGUGGCAUAAUGGUGACCAACGAGGACCUUCACUGCCUCAACGAUGGCGAGUUCCUCAACGAUGUCAUCAUCGACUUUUAUUUAAAGUAUUUAGUUUUAGAGAAAUUGAAGAAAGAAGAUGCGCAAAGAAUCCAUGUGUUCAGCUCCUUCUUCUACAAGCGACUGAACCAGAGGGACAGGAGGAACCUUCCAGAAACAAGCAGCCUUCCGAUCCACAAACGGAGGCACAACAGGGUGAAGACGUGGACGCGGCACGUGGAUCUAUUCCAGAAGGACUUUGUCUUUGUCCCCAUCAACGAGUCGGCUCACUGGUACCUGGCAGUCAUCUGCUUCCCUGGCAUCAACGUGCCGGUCCGGGAGCCCGACUCCGCCCCCGUGGAGGACUUUCCCGUCGAGGACGUACCGGAUCACUGCCGUCCACUGUCCCCAGACACAGAUUUACUGGACCGGCACUCGGAGGACCCCCGCUCUGAUGUCCUGGUCCCAUCUGACGAGCGGACUGCGUCGGAGAACUCCGGCGCCACCAGCAGGGGGCCUGAACCAAAAUACCUCAGCGCGUUGCACAGAAUUCGUGUUUGUUACACAAAUAACGAUGACACAUUCACCUUCUCUGAUGACCAAAGCUCCAGUCAGGACGAGUGCAGUGAUGACGGAGCGCCAGCAGAUGAGGCCCUCGCUGCCUAUGCCUCGCCCUUGAAAGUCAACCUGUGUAAACAGCCUUGUAUCCUCAUCAUGGACUCCCUGCGUGGUCCCACCAGGUCCACGGUGGUCAGAACUUUGCGAGAGUACCUGGAGGUGGAGUGGGAGGUGCGCAAAGGGAGCCAUCGCACCUUUGGGAAGGACGUGAUGAAGGGCUCGAGUCCUCGUGUGCCUCAGCAGGACAACUUCAGCGACUGUGGCGUUUACAUCCUGCAGUACGUGGAGAGCUUCUUCGAGAAUCCCAUCACAAGCUUCCAUCUACCCAUGAACCUGGCAGAGUGGUUCCCACAGCAGAGGAUGAAGACAAAGCGUGAGGAGAUCAGGAGUCUGAUCCUGCACAUCCAAGCGCAACAGGAAGUGGACAAGAAGGAGUCGGAGCGGCUCGAGGCUUCGUCCGCUUCCUCUGAGGAGCCGGAGAUUGAAGAGACUUGUGGAUCCCCGGGGGGUCCGCGACAUUUAGCAGUCUCACCCUGAACUUUGACUGUAUGCUGCUGCUGCUGCUGCUGCUCCACUUCCUCCUCCCGCCAUCCAAACACCUUCAACUCUCUUUUCAAUAAAAGUCAAGUGCAAAUGUUACUGUCGUUCCUUUCUUUUCCUCCGGCAACCUGUUGCAGCACACAGUCUUCAUCCUGUGGGUGCUUGUGUGGUGUCAUGAAAUCAACGGUUGCUAAGGCUUUAUUUUGAAAAAAGAAAUUGUCACGUGAUGACAUUGUUUAGUGCUUGACUAAUGUGAUUCCAUAGGAAUCUGUUUCAAGUUUGUUUGCAAAACACCAAUAAUUGAUGUGUUUGUUUACAUAUGUUACAUUUUGCUUGAUAAAUCUGUUCUUGACACAC
Molecule: messenger RNA, 3652 nt
Organism: Doryrhamphus excisus (bluestripe pipefish)
Lineage: Eukaryota; Metazoa; Chordata; Actinopteri; Syngnathiformes; Syngnathidae
Gene: senp6a
Product: SUMO specific peptidase 6a
Biological process (GO): regulation of spindle assembly; regulation of kinetochore assembly; protein desumoylation
Cellular component (GO): cytoplasm; nucleus
Molecular function (GO): SUMO-specific endopeptidase activity
Source: RefSeq, a predicted model, not a curated record